AGGGUGUUGACGCGCGGGCAACCGAAUUUGUUGUCACCCGAAAAGACAGGGCUGCGUGUUUGCGGGCCGCGGUGGGCUAAAUCGAGCUGUCCGAAAUCGCGUCCGGACUCGUAGGAAGAUAGCUACUCAGCUCGCACGAGGGUGAUAUUUCACAAUCAGGAUUUUAUUUAACGUCCCCUGCGCGCUGUCUCGGCGCACAUCUCAAGCCCGCCUCCGCGUCUGUUUGGGUUUUCUGCCGCAGCCCUGGGUGUCGGGGAGGGCUCAGCUAGUACGGCUUCCAUAGUGUCUUCUCGUCUCUUGGUACAGUUCCUUUCAGAUUUAUUCCCUUGGUGUAUUAACAGACUCGGCGAGGUUAAUAGGUAAAUAAGACAUUCCUGUCAUAUUUAGUCUUGGGUUGCACGUCAAAAUUGAAAUUUACAGCUUUGUCUAAGCUAAGUUCACAAUCAUUUUUGGAAUUCCGAUAUUCCUCACCCUUCCUUUUUCUUUAAAGAGGCGAAACUGUAUCUUCAAAUCUGUGAACCCAGAAGAAAGUCCCUCUGUUACGAGAUCCACGGGACUUGUUUUGUGACUAGACAUAUGAAAAAUUUUGAGUUUAGCCAGGAAAGGGGGAGAAGGGUUAAAAUGCCAGCGAGGAGACUGCGAGAGGUGGUUUCCCCAAAACAAGGGGCCACCUUGGCUGUGCUGGAAGAUGAGCUUCCCCGUGUUCCUCCAGCAUUGUCUGCAAAUAAACGUCUUGCUCUUGGAAUGAGGACUGGCUCAAAUGGAACGUUAAAUGGCUCACUGGAUUUAACUUCUGCCAGAAAACGUUCCCAGCUUCUGUCAGGAAAUCCCACUGUAUCCAGUAAAAGUGACUUUCCUAAAGACGCUGUAGUUCCGAGGCUGCCUUUGAAUAAAACAGAAGCGAACAGCACAGGAAAAGCCAAUGACAUCUUUAUUUCGCAGUACGCCAUGGGACAGAAAGAUGCUUUGAGAACUGCUCUAAAGCAAAAAGCUCAGAGCAUGCCUGUUUUUAAAGAGGUGAAAGUACAUCUUUUAGAAGACUCGAAUACAGAAAAGAAUACUGUUGCUCAGGAGACUGAAACUUCACCCAAUAGGAUUGAUUCCGCUACAACUGUGGCUGCGGCAACAGCUGCUGCCAUUGCCACAGCAGCUCCUUUGAUAAAGGUACAGAGUGACUUGGAAGCAAAGGUUAAUUCUGUUGCAGAAUUACUUAAUAAGUUACAGGAGACCGAUAAACAAUUACAGCGUGUGGCAGAGCACCAAACAAGCAUUCAGAAUAAGCAAGAAAAAUUACAUUGUCAUGAUCAUGAGAAGCAACUGAAUGUGUUUAUGGAGCAGCACAUCAGACACCUUGAAAAAUUACAGCAACAACAAAUAGAUAUUCAGACCCAGUUUAUUGGCGCUGCACUCAGGGCUAAUAGUCAACCUGUUGGCACACCCCCUUCCAGAGCAGUGGAAAAGCCCUCUGGGAAGCCAGGCCAGCCUCAUCCUGGGAGCAGUGCUUCUUCACAGAACACAUUUGUCUGUAAACAAGUGCCUUUAAGAGAAGUCGAAGAUACAGAUUUUGACAGACAGAAAUCUCCUUUAGAGACACCAGCACCGCGCAGGUUUGCUCCUGUGCCUGUUUCAAGAGAUGGAAAAAUAUCAAAGAGGGAAAACCCUGUAGAAGAAAAAGAAAAUAUGGAAAUGUCAAGUCCUAAAGGAAAUGUAAGACUGUUGGAACAAAUAUUGAAUAAUAAUGAUUCUUUGACAAGAGAAAGUGCAUCAUCAGACAUAACCUCACUAACUAGGUCAAAAGUGGGAUGGAGUUCUGAGAAAGGAGACAGCAUUGAAACUCUACAUUCACAGAGAUGUCCUUCCCCUGAAGAGCUAGGAACAGCUAAAGUAACCAUGAGAAAGUAUGAUUAUGAUGUUCAUGAUCUUGGCCAGAGGAAGAAACAAACAAAUGACAUGCUCCAGGUAAAACAGUCUCCACUUAUCUUGAGGUUUUCAGAUCUUCCACAGAAUUCUGCUAAGCUUCAGACAACCAGUACCAGAUCUGUCUUGAAAGAUGCUGAGAAGAUUUUAAAAGGAGUACAGAACAAUAAAAAAGUGCUAGAAGAAAACCUGGAAGCUAUUAUCCGUGCAAAGGAUGGAGCUGCUGUGUAUUCCUUUAUCAGUGCUUUCUCUGCCAAUAGAGAGAUCUCAGAGAAAAUUAGGAUCAGAAAGAAAGUAGAUGACUGGAUUAAAAUCAUUUCAGCAGAAAUCCAGGAUGAACUUAUGAGAAAAGAUUAUGAGCAAAAGAGAUUUGAUCCAAAGAAUCAACGGAACAAGCAAGCUCUGAAUAUGAGUAGAGAUAUUAAAGCCAACACCCGAGACAAACCAGUGAACAAAUCUGCAAUUCCAAGAAGACAUUGUCAAAAACAAAUACAGGAGCAGUUUAGGGAUGCAUCCGGAAGGAGCCGGCCUGCCUCAGGUUCACAGAGAGAGAGGAAAGAAGGACUCGUGAAGUCAACCACGGUAUUACAAGAUGAGGAUUAUAUGUUACAAAUAUAUGGGAAGCCAGUUUAUCAGGGCCAUCGCAGCACUCUUAAAAAGGGACCAUAUCUCAGAUUCAGUUCUCCAUCCCCUAAGGCCAAACCCCAGAGACCAAGAGUAAUAGAGCUAGUAAAAGGCACUAAAGUCAAGUCGGCAAGAACACAGACUGACUUUUAUGCAACAAAACCUAUGAAAAUGGAUUCUAAACUGCCACAUCCCAUCACCACACUACCUCAUGGUGACCAGCAAUAUCUGUUCAGCCCCAGCAGAGAAAUGCCUACUGUUUCAGGGACCCUGGAAGGUCAUCUAAUCCCAAUGGCAAUUCUUUUAGGACAAACCCAGAGUAAUAGUGAUUCUGCACCGCCUGCUGGAGUACUGAUAAACAAGCCACAUCCUGUAACUGUGACUACUUCCAUUCCUCCCUCAUCUCGAAAACUAGAAGCCGGAGUCAAGAAACCUAAUGUAGCAGUUGUGGAAAUGAAAUCAGAGAAGAAGGAGCCCCCUCAGCUCUCUGUACAGAUACUGCCUAGUGUGGACAUCGAUAGCAUUUCAUACAGCAGCGUUGAUAGGUUCUCCUCUCCGCCAAGUCCCAAAGAAGCCUCUCUUCCGCCAUUGCACACCUGGAUCCAGACUCCAGAAUUUAUGAAAGUGGAUGAAGAAGAGGCAAAGCUCCCAGGAACUGACUUUGAUGAAGUAGUUGAUGUUAUUCAGGAAGAGGAACAGCGUGAUGAAAUUCCCGAGUGCUCUGCCCCGGUGCUGGAGUUUAACAGAAGCGUUAAGGUCGUUCCUACAGAAUACAACGGUCCUUCGUUUCCUCCGGUGGUCUCUACUUUUCAUCCCACUACGGAUAUUUUGGAUAAAGUAAUUGAGAGGAAAGAAACAUUGGAAAAUAGUUUAAUUCAGUGGGUAGAACAAGAAAUAAUGUCAAGAAUUAUCUCUGGGCUCUUUCCGCUGCAGCAGCAAGCCAGACUCGAUGCCAGUGUUUCCAUUAGUGAGACAAGCGAGCCAUCAGCUUCUGACAUUGUUGUAGGGACGAGCAGUGGAGCACUCCAGCUUUUUGUCGAUGCUGGGGUUCCUGUGAGUUCAGACAUGAUCAGCCAUUUUGUGGAUGAAGCACUUGCUGAGACCAUUGCUGUCAUGUUAGGUGACAGAGAGGCAAAGAAGCCAGGGCCUGUUGCCACAAGUGUUUCUGGUGAUCCUUCAUCAAAUGAAACUAACCUGCCGGUAAGAGUUUGUACUCCAGUAGCUACACCACAGCCUACUCCUCCAUGCUCACCACCGCCUCCUCAGGAGCCCGAGUUAGUAAAAACUCCAGAUUCUUCUCCCUGUGACUCUGAUCAGGAUGUGGCUUCCCCUCUUAAAGAGAUAUGUGCUGAAAAAGAAAGUGAUGUACCUGCCGUCACACUUGUUAGUACCCCAGUGGUUACCCCGGUUACCACACCUCCUCCAGCAGCAGCGCUUACCCCAACUUUGUCUGAAAUUUCCAUUGACAAGUUGAAGUUAUCAAGCCCUGAACUUCCUAAGCCAUGGGACAGUGGAGACCUGCCGCUGGAUGAAGAGAAUCCCAACUCUGUUGAAGAACUUGUUCACCCGAGAGCUAUUGUAAUGUCUGUGGCCAAAGAUGAAGAACCUGGGAGUGUCGACUUCCCUGCCCAGCCUGCACCACUAGAGCCUGCUCCCUUAACCCCACUUCCUGAGGGCACCAAGGCCCCUUCUCCUCGGCAGAUACCGAGUUCCGGCUCAUCAACACUGGAGAACUCUUUGAGCAUUAGUGCCACUGAGACAGAAACUCUGGACAGACAUAUCUCUGAAGGGGAGAUCUUACUUAGCUGUGGCCAGAACUUGGCUAACAAGAUCUUAGGAAAUGGGGACUUGCACCUGCUGAACGGAAACGACAGCCUAUCCAGCACUCUGCAGGAUGCCUUCGACAUGGAAGACGACCCUCCCAGCGAAGGACAGGUGAUUAGGAGGCCCCACAAAAGGCUUCAUCCAAAUGCUAUUCUUUCGCUUUUUACUAAGCAAGAACAGGAGUUACUAGUUUCACAGCAAGCAGAGGACUUGGAUAACAGUGUGGGCGAGCUUAGCGAGGGACAAAGGCUCGUGUUGACAGCCGCGGAGGACAUCUUAGCGGGAGCAUCUGUCUGUGUGCUGCAGCCCACUCCAACUGCAGAGCCUUCCGAUCGGCGAGCAGACCCUGGGAUGUCACUUCAGCCUGACAUGGCCGCAGGUAAUGUUUGUGAAGAUUCACGUGCCAGUCAUGGUCCAAUGAAUAUAAGGGACUUGGAGUUGCAGCCCUGUCCUAGCUUUGUUCUUCCCGUAACACACACAACAGCAAAAGGCAAUGAUGCCGAUUCAGGAGCAGCUGAAGACUUUUCUCAGUAUCAGCAAAAGCAAGACACAGACAUUAAACAAGUGGAACACAAGCCAGUACAAAGACAUCUAACCGGUAUAAGAAAUAAACCGGACAGUUCACUUUCACAGCGGCAAGGUGGUGAGACAGUCCCGCUCUUCACUGCACACACGUCACCUGCCAAGAUGUCUGUGACUCUGCCCUCUGCGAACCUUGACAAUUGCGCUCAGUCCCCGAGCACCAGCACCGUACAAGGCAACGAGGAGUCCUCGGGGACAGAUACCUUCUGAGCAGGAGGGAGCCAGCACAGCGUUGAUGAACACACGUCACUUUGCUUCAGAUCAUUCACCUAGACUCUUGGUUUGCCUUUGAACAUAUUUUUUUGGAGAAAAACAUUUCUAAUAUUUUAUUAAAAUGAAAGUGUUCUUUAAAUAUUUGGUAAGGCUUUUGAAUAAAGUAAAUGUAACUCAC
Alexandromys fortis (reed vole) is the source of this 5338-nucleotide messenger RNA. RefSeq names its product KIAA0586 ortholog. Bases 577 to 5157 code for a protein of 1526 amino acids. Gene Ontology annotation, biological process: smoothened signaling pathway. The transcript is spliced from 30 exons. The record is from RefSeq and is a predicted model, not a curated record. Gene Ontology annotation, cellular component: ciliary basal body; centriole. NCBI's taxonomy places the organism in Eukaryota, Metazoa, Chordata, Mammalia, Rodentia, Cricetidae.